This is a messenger RNA of Hyaena hyaena (striped hyena), 3276 nucleotides long. It is a transcript of the gene PRPS2, whose product is annotated as phosphoribosyl pyrophosphate synthetase 2. NCBI's taxonomy places the organism in Eukaryota, Metazoa, Chordata, Mammalia, Carnivora, Hyaenidae. Gene Ontology annotation, cellular component: cytoplasm; ribose phosphate diphosphokinase complex. Gene Ontology annotation, molecular function: ribose phosphate diphosphokinase activity; magnesium ion binding. The record is from RefSeq and is a predicted model, not a curated record. The transcript has 7 exons. Gene Ontology annotation, biological process: 5-phosphoribose 1-diphosphate biosynthetic process; purine nucleotide biosynthetic process; ribonucleoside monophosphate biosynthetic process. Bases 56 to 1012 code for a protein of 318 amino acids.
ACAGCCGCGCUUUCCCGCUCGCGUCGCAGCCUCCGGUGCCACCGCCGCCUCCGCCAUGCCCAACAUCGUGCUCUUCAGCGGCAGCUCGCACCAGGACCUGUCCCAGCGCGUGGCCGACCGCCUGGGCCUGGAGCUGGGCAAGGUGGUCACUAAGAAGUUCAGCAACCAGGAGACCAGCGUCGAGAUCGGCGAGAGCGUGAGGGGCGAAGAUGUCUAUAUCAUCCAGAGUGGCUGCGGAGAAAUCAACGACAACCUGAUGGAGCUCCUUAUCAUGAUCAACGCCUGCAAGAUCGCGUCGUCUUCCAGGGUGACUGCCGUGAUCCCGUGUUUUCCGUACGCUCGACAGGAUAAAAAGGACAAGAGCCGUGCUCCGAUUUCCGCGAAACUUGUGGCCAAUAUGCUGUCAGUGGCUGGGGCAGACCACAUCAUCACCAUGGACCUGCACGCCUCACAGAUCCAGGGAUUCUUUGACAUCCCGGUGGAUAAUCUGUACGCGGAGCCCGCGGUCCUGCAGUGGAUCCGGGAGAACAUUGCCGAGUGGAAGAACUGUAUCAUAGUCUCACCUGACGCCGGGGGAGCCAAAAGAGUCACCUCAAUUGCAGACAGGCUGAAUGUGGAAUUUGCCUUGAUUCACAAAGAGAGGAAGAAAGCUAAUGAAGUGGACCGGAUGGUUCUGGUGGGCGACGUGAAGGACCGCGUGGCCAUCCUCGUGGACGACAUGGCUGAUACGUGUGGCACCAUCUGCCACGCUGCGGACAAGCUACUCUCAGCGGGAGCCACCAAAGUUUAUGCUAUCCUUACACACGGGAUCUUCUCCGGGCCAGCUAUUUCCAGAAUAAAUAAUGCCGCCUUUGAGGCUGUUGUGGUCACAAACACCAUUCCGCAAGAGGACAAAAUGCGACACUGUCCCAAGAUUCAGGUCAUUGAUAUCUCGAUGAUCUUGGCUGAGGCGAUCCGAAGAACACACAACGGUGAAUCUGUGUCUUACCUCUUCAGCCACGUCCCGCUAUAGAUCCCGGAUGUGGAGCGCAGAGUCGGCCCGCUCUGGCCGCUGGCUUGUGUGCAUUUGUCUGACUUUUUAGUUUUAGGACUCAGCAAUGAUAGGGUAAUGCAAAAAGCAUUCGAUCUGUGUGUACUGCAGGAGUCAUGGUUUUCCCCUUCUCAAGCUCAAGACCAUUUAUUUCUAGUUUGGGGGGAGGGUGGUGGUGAUUUCAUCUUUUUAAGCGAACUGUCAUUAAUGAACUUUGUUUCAUCAUCCUGACUCGUUCUGGUAGGUGCCUUUUUCUUUGUUGUUUUAUUUUCUUCAGUAUUUUGAGGCCACAACUUUCGAGUAUAUAUAAUUCCACUGUGGAAGUUCAUAGUUUAUAUAUUUUGAGGUUGCCAAAGGUGACUUCGGAUUAAAGCCUUCUGUGUAAAUAUUGAUAAUGCCUAUGGACAUUUGGGUAAAACCCUGUAUACGAAAUUAGCCUUUUACUUCUGAGUGAAGCUUCGAAAACUUACAAUACCCUGAAUUUUGAUUUUUUUAAGGAACCAGAUUUCAAAUAAGCCACUGUGGUUUUCGUGCUUAAUUUGACCAAAUUUUAUGUAGCUUAAGAUGGCCACUGACACGUUUACGUUCUGAUAAACAUUAGCCAUGUCAGGGGCAGUGUAGUUCUAUAUCUUCUUUGUUACGGCCACUUCUGGAAAUCAUGUUACAAUGAUCACUUACCCACAGUGUCAUCUUCUAAAACUCCACGAUUGGUGUUUGGCAAUAGAUCUGAUUGAUAAAGCAUCUGGAGAUAGACCAGACCCCGUGGGCUGACUGGUGGCACUGAUGCUGUGCUGUGGCCAUCCCAGGGGGACAUCUCUUUGAGCAGCUCCUCCCGUCCUGCUGUCCUAUUUUACGGCCUAUUUUUAGCUCUAGCUUUUACUUUGCCUUUUUUCCGGCAAUUUCAUGGUGUGGGUGUCCACCAAACCACGGACUCCCCGAGGCCCCCUCAAAUGUACUAGUCCGAUCGUUAUUUUGCUUUUAACAUCACAAAAGGGAGCAUUUUUGCAACACCCACCAAGUGCACAUUUAAACAUUCCAUCCUUCACUUUACUUUCCGAUUCCCGAUUCCCGUUGCCUUUUAUAAUCAAAAGUAGCAAGUUAGACAACUGAUUAUCUUAACCGAAACUGUUAAACGAGAAGCAUGGGUAAGAAAGGCCUACGAAAAAAGUGAGCAUUAAUGGCUCCAUUAAGCUAAUGUAGAAGUGGUGGCCCAACAGUGAAGCUGGAGGCAAAGAUUGCUCUGUCCAUGGGAUGGCCCUUGACAUUCUUCUCCGAGAGGCGCCUGCCCUUGGCCGAUGGCAGGCGUCGACUCUCUAUGAGUUUUGUGAGAUGCACAUUGGUGCGCAACCACCUGAAUUUCUCAGCCCCAAAAGAAGAGAUUCUGCCUCAGAGACAAAGCCCAGGGAGUAGUAACAGUGUCUCCUUCUGCUGAAUCUUAAAGCUCAAAGAGAGGAAAGCCUCCGCUCUAAAUUCUGCAGGUGGGAGAGUCAAAUCGUUAAGUCAUUAACAGACUUGAACAGCGAUCUUUAAGCUUUCAGACUUCCCUACGGCAGAGGUCAAAGUCUACAAGGAUCAUUUGGGUCAUUGCAUUUUGCUGUACCUUAAAAUGGCUUUUGAGAAAUAAUGGUAGUAUAGCCCAGUAGAGUCAGCCGGGUAGUGCAGAUUGACUCUGUCUAGGAAGGGUUGACCUGAGAUCUGGAAAAAGCCUGUUUAGACGUAUGUGACUUUUACUUUCAAUAAAUGAGUGCUGUCUCUUUCUGGGAAUUUCUACGCACAUUAACUAAUUAGGCUAGAUUUGGCCAUACCCAGUGGCAAUGUAGUCCUUAACUGUUGGAUGGUUUCAGUUCAAGAAGGAUGACGAAGGUGACUUCAGGAGUGGCCCAAUCCCAGAACUCGGGUCUCCCUUGCUGCUUGCGUGGAACCAUUGGAGUGAUGAUGAAUUGAAGUGAUGAAUGAGUGAGCCAAGUAGAUUGGUUCUGUCCAACUCUGCUGAAUGGGGCUGGACUCCCAUCCAUCGAGCCGAAGGGGGAGCCAGAGAAAUACAGAUACACCAAAGCUGCUCAUCCUCCAACUAAAAUUAUAUUAAUCAACUUACGGAUGCUCAUAGUAGAACUUGCCUUUGUUAGAUGUCAACUAGAUUCAAGACUAUAUCAUUUGCAGCGCUUAUGUUUGUUUAAAACAUAGGAUUUUAAGAUUGUCCAACACUGUACUAAAACACAUCAAUAAAAUCAUGCUACUACUUUCUA